Messenger RNA from Cydia fagiglandana, 5541 nucleotides. It is a transcript of the gene Pka-C1, whose product is annotated as cAMP-dependent protein kinase catalytic subunit 1. Gene Ontology annotation, cellular component: nucleus. Lineage: Eukaryota; Metazoa; Arthropoda; Insecta; Lepidoptera; Tortricidae. The record is from RefSeq and is a predicted model, not a curated record. The transcript has a single exon. Gene Ontology annotation, molecular function: ATP binding; protein serine/threonine kinase activity. Gene Ontology annotation, biological process: protein phosphorylation. Bases 352 to 1413 code for a protein of 353 amino acids.
UUGACCGCCUCCCGUGCCGUGAGCAAAGAGCAAAUCGUUCGCCCGCUCGCUCGAUCUCGCUCUGUCGAUCGAGUACGAUUGUGGAAGCCAUUUUAUUCUUGGGGAUUGUGAAUGUGACAAAAUAUUUUUAGUUUUUUGUACCCAGAACAUUUGUGUAAAUGUGUGCCUGCGUUAAGUGUUGUUUGUGACGUGUGUUAGUGCUUGUAAGACUAGGAAUGUUCAUGCUCGUAAUGGGUUUGUGUUGACUUGCCCCGUUUCGUACGCGAUCGCAAGGGCAGGGAUCGAUUAGUGCAAGGCGGCCUCUAAUAACGGCGAAUCGAGGCUCCGGCUGGACUAGUUAGCAGUGCCGCCAUGGGCAACAAUGCCGCCACCGCCAACAAAAAGGUGGACGCCGCCGAAAGCGUCAAGGAAUUCCUCGACCAGGCCAAAGAGGAUUUCGAGGAGAAAUGGAAGAAGAAUCCUACCAACACCGCCGGACUGAACGACUUCGAGCGGAUAAAAACGCUCGGAACGGGCUCGUUCGGCCGAGUCAUGAUAGUCCAACAUAAGCCCACCAAGGAGUACUAUGCUAUGAAAAUAUUGGAUAAGCAAAAAGUGGUUAAAUUGAAACAGGUGGAACACACGCUUAACGAGAAGCGAAUCCUCCAGGCGAUCAAUUUCCCGUUCCUGGUGAGCCUCAAGUUCCACUUCAAGGACAACUCGAACCUGUACAUGGUGCUGGAGUACGUGCCCGGUGGAGAGAUGUUCUCGCACCUGCGGAAGGUGGGCCGUUUCUCGGAGCCGCACUCGCGAUUCUACGCCGCGCAAAUCGUGCUCGCCUUCGAAUACCUGCACUACCUCGACCUCAUCUACCGGGACCUCAAGCCCGAGAAUCUGCUCAUAGACUCGCAGGGCUACCUCAAAGUGACGGACUUCGGGUUCGCGAAGCGUGUGAAGGGCCGUACGUGGACGUUGUGCGGCACGCCAGAGUACCUCGCGCCCGAGAUCAUCCUCUCCAAGGGCUACAACAAGGCCGUGGACUGGUGGGCUCUAGGAGUUCUCGUCUACGAAAUGGCGGCCGGCUACCCGCCGUUCUUCGCCGACCAACCCAUUCAAAUCUACGAGAAAAUCGUUUCGGGCAAAGUCCGGUUUCCGUCACACUUCGGUUCGGACCUAAAAGACCUACUCCGCAACCUGCUGCAGGUGGAUUUGACGAAGCGCUACGGCAACCUGAAGGCGGGCGUGAACGAUAUCAAAGGACACAAAUGGUUUGCGAGCACCGACUGGAUCUCAGUCUUCCAGAAGAAGAUAGAGGCGCCGUUCAUCCCGCGCUGCAAGGGCCCGGGCGACACGAGCAACUUCGACGACUACGAGGAGGAGGCGCUGCGCAUCUCUUCGACGGAGAAGUGUGCGAAGGAGUUUGCAGAGUUCUGAGCGCACUGGAGGUGCCUGCGCGCGGACACCGUGAGUAGGUAUUUUGUAUUAGUGAAUUCUCUACAAAGACGUGGUCGCGACGCGACGAGUGCUCUUUGCCUCCGGCCUCGGGUGGACAUGGACGCUGACGCGCCCUGGGGCCGGCCCCGCAGGUGGAUUCAGUUCGGAGCAUAGGCGUGAUGAAGUAGAACUGAUUUCCGAUAUUUCGGUGGCGUUCAUUUGCUUAGUGCCCUUUCAGAAUGACAUUAACAUAGCAGUUAUAGCUGAAGUGUCCGUAUUCAGCCGAUAUUCCCCGAUGUUAGGACUGCAGGAGUGCAAUACCAGUGUUAUAAUGUUCGGAAUCAUGUUCUGAUUAUGAUUUUCACAUAUAAAUGAUAGAUAGUUGCUGAUAACAAUGGAAUGUGGUGGGCUUAAAUUAUUUUAUAUUGUUUUUAAGACAUCAGUACAAUUUUCCAUAUAAAAUUCAUGCUACAUAAUCUUCACAAAUCUAAUUUUUCAAUUUGAAUUUUGAUCUACAUCACUUAACCAUCAGAUUCUAGAGCUAUUUCAAUCACUAUUUUUUAGUGGAUUAUUAUUGAAUUUCCUAAAUAAUGUUCUUGUCUUGAUGGAAUGUUGUAUAGAUUUUAAAUAUUGACAUUUCAUUAUUUGUUUUAUUUAUAGUUAAUCGGUUGAUAUUUUAUUUAAGGAACUUAACUACAUGGCAAUGUGGUGAGAUUACUUAUUGUAACUGUGUAGUUGUGUUCACCCAUCUGUGCAAUUGACCUAUGUGUUUGUGAUCUGAUGUGAGAAUUCCUUUCAAGUUUAAGUGUAAUUUGUAUAGUUCCUUAUUUUGUAGAUUUUAUGGAUUUUUAUUGUGUAACAAUUACAUUAAACGACAUGCCAGUCUUGUAUAGGUAAUCUAUGAUGUAACUAAACUUAUUGCUAGCAUCAGUUUACGGAAAGCAAUAAAUUUUAACACUUCUUUAAACAUAUUCCCAUUUAUAAAUAAAACAAUAAUUCUCUUAUUCAACCAAGUCCUCAUUCAUUCAUUCUUAAAGAACUGGUUUCUUUUCUUAUUUGAAUGGAAAUGUUGUUUUAUUGUAUACAUAGGAAUAUGAUUAAAAUAUCUUAGUAGUAAUUCUCUUAAAAUGCCAUUUUACAUGGUGAUAUCUUGUCAUUGAGACUGAUGUUAUCAAUAAGCGUAAGUAGGUGUGUAUAACAAGUUCUAAUAUCAAUACAUGACUGUCUCAUAAGUGCUAUUCAUUUGGUCCCAUUAACUUCUUGUUCCAUGGAAUGAGAGAACGGCUAACCGGCAAUGUUUACUAUAAAGUUUGUUAGCUAUUAGAUGUAGGACUUUGAAUCCAGGCUGUACAAAUAAAAAUAUAGUUAUUUGUAGUGCAUUGUGCGCGUCUGUGGUAAUAGUUAUUAGGUCGCAUAUCCCAGGGACAGGGAGAGAGCUGCACACUUAUCACCUUUCGGACCACACUAAAAGAAUAUGAUCUACUGUACUGUCUUACGCUGUGUUUACAUGCUUGCCGGAGUGAAAACAAGCCGAUACAGGACCAUGUUUCAUGUGGCUUGCUGUCAAAUCAUGUCAAGCAAAUAAAUGCAGCAUUUCUGCCCCUGUAUUGAUUGAAAACCCGUAGUUAUACACAGAAUAAAGGAACAAAUGUAUGUGUGUAGUGUACUAUAAAUAUCUAUUGUUUUUCCUAUAACCUCAUGUGUGUUCAUCUAGUAAUGAUACAAUACCAUAUCUCGAUUUACAAUCUACCUAUUUUCUUAAUUGAAUCAUUAGUGUUUAUAUGUAUUUUUUUAAUAAUAUAAAGCACUAAACAUUUUUUGCUGUAAUGACAAUGUCUGUUGGUGAAUUGUCGGGCAAAAUAAUAUGUUAUCUUACAUAUUUAUGUUGCUAACCACAGAUGAGAGUUGACUCUGUGAGUAACCUAUUUCUUGUUAAAUGCCAAUGUUACCUACAUUGUUUACUUGGUGCCAUAAAGAUUCUUAGUAAUGGUCCUCCUGUAUAAAUAUUUUUAAGUUUUUUUAGCAACUCUUAUGUUGACACCUUUAUUAAAUGUAUCAGCUAGUUUUAAACGUUACAUGUCCACUCUCAGUGGUACGCUUGUCACAAACAAUUCUAAAUUAUGCACUAUUGUUAUUUAAAUUAGUCUAAGUGGAGCAGCAAGUAACUAUUUAGACAAUGCUUGAGAAUAUGUUCUAACGUCAUAAGAUUUUAUGAGGUAGAAAAAUUUAUAAGUCUGCCAGCAGUGUAUAAAAUUACUAAUUCCUAUUUCUAUCUCAUGCCAUUUUAUGUUGUUAGAAUAUUUCUGUAAAGGCCGAUUUACGCUUGGGUUAGUAACUAGUGCAAGUGUACUUAUGUGAACCUUUAAUAAUAAGUUUAGCAAGGUUACUUGCUGCUCCACAUAGCGCGGUGCUUACUCGAUACAGAUGUUAAAUGGAUGUGCGAGUAUAUUUAGAGCUCGGGAUACAGGUGUUCGAGAGUAACACUACACCGCUCGUUGUUACUGAUCAGAUAUGUAACUCAAGUAUACAUUCGCUGACGCGAUGAACGCGACACCUUAUCGGUGGUCGCUUUAUCAUAGUCUAAUGAGAGGCGUAUUAUGGUUACCUUUAUCAUUUGAUAAAUAAAAGAUAGCAUCCGUUGUGUGCCAUCGUAAAAUGGACGUCUUUUACAUACUAGGAGACAGAUGCACAAAACAUUCGUCAAUAAAGACUGACUUAGACGAUGCCAGUCGAAAAAUCAGAUUUCUGUGUUGUGCUCGUUUUGUGUUUGUUUUAUAUCUGUGUGGUGGCGUUAUCUAACCUCUGGUCUGGUGCAGACAUCAAAUACUUGACAUUGGCAAAUAUGUGCCAACUUGUUUGGCCAGACCGCCAUUUAAAAAAGAUGAUGACAGUUGGUGGCAAGUGUCGCUGAAUUUAGGAGGAUGCAUCUCAAUAGACAGUGACCUACAGACAAAAAAAAAGAAAAAAAAAUAGAUAGCAGAUAAAAGUGACCAUUAUACGCCAGCAAGUUGUUUGUCUCGAUCAUAAAAUGUGCUCUAAUCCUGUGUGUGAACCGAGAGCGAUUUAUCAGGUCUAUUUAUUUUAACAAAAUCAUGAAGUCAAAAGAUCACUAAGAAUCAAUAUAUGUAUAUCGACUAGUCACUAUCUGCUUGUUUUGUUCUAUCUUUCCAAAGUUUAAAUCGCAUGAGAAGCCUUAGAUUUUUAUAUUAGGUAGUGUAAUGUUAUUUAUUAGUUAAGUAGGUGCUUGUUUCGGUUACGAAUUCAUUGUAUUAUAUAAGUGAUGAUGAUAUACAGCAAUGUAAUCAAAGAUUAAAAUGUCUCACAUAAUGCUUUCAUGCCAUUGUACUGUCAUGCCUGUGCAAUUAAUGCAUGUAAAAACAAGGUGCAUAUCGUUUUCUAUAAAAGUGAGAGACAUUCACCAACUAGACAUUGUUCGACAAGAUGCAUUUCGAUUUCGCCUUCAAUUCUCGCGCAACGCUGUUUUUGUAGUUUCAUCACUGCAAUAUUUCUUUUUUGGAUCGUAAUAAGUAAGGUUCUGAGGUGUAGUUUUCCUUUGUUACUUCAUUGUAUAUAUCUAGAGUGGUCGUGUCCCCGAUAAGUAGGAGAUUUGAUAUCAGCUUCGGUAUCCGCAGAUCUUCAUUCCAGUAGCUUCAUAUAGGCUGGGUUAGACGAUGCCAGUGAUUGGCACUAGUCUUGCUGGUAUGCCAGUACAGUGGCUGUCUCUGUAAACACUGUAAGUCAAGCGUUCAAACGAAAUAUAACCCGGGCUAUCUUUCGUUGCGCUAAUCGGUAGUAGCCAACUCUGGCAUGUCAGCGACAUUAUUACCAGCAACUGGCACCGUGUAGACCAGCCUUAACUUGCUCAUCAACACAAUGUGGACGUUCUAAUGUGAACAUUUUAAGCCAUUUUUGGAUAUUAUAAACAUUAGUGUGACAGUAUGUGUAAACGAGAGCAGUCUUUUUAUAUCUGUGCGUAUUAAUAUUAAAAUGUUCACGUCUAGAUCUAUUAUAUCGAGUGCCUAUAGCAUUGAAGGUUCAAGUGUAAAAAGUCAGUUAAUUUCAGUAAUUAUUUGUCACCAUGUAUUGAUCUUCCAUAAAAUUACGAUGAAAUUAAAAAUAUCGAUGUAA